Molecule: messenger RNA, 2145 nt
Organism: Colletotrichum karsti
Lineage: Eukaryota; Fungi; Ascomycota; Sordariomycetes; Glomerellales; Glomerellaceae
Product: meiotic recombination protein mre11
Exons: 4
Biological process (GO): double-strand break repair via homologous recombination; meiotic DNA double-strand break formation; telomere maintenance
Cellular component (GO): Mre11 complex; nucleus
Molecular function (GO): 3'-5'-DNA exonuclease activity; DNA endonuclease activity; manganese ion binding
Source: RefSeq, a predicted model, not a curated record
UUGACAAGAUCUUCUGCUGAUCUCCUCGACGCCAUGCCGGACUUCACAGAGGCGGACACCAUCCGCAUCCUGGUUGCGACAGACAACCAUGUCGGUUACGAAGAGCGCGAUCCGAUCCGAAAGGACGACAGCUGGAGGACAUUUGACGAGAUUCUGAACAUUGCAAAGGCCCAAGAUGUCGACAUGGUCCUUCUUGGCGGUGACCUCUUCCACGACAACAAGCCCUCGCGAAAGUCCAUGUACCAGGUCAUGCGCAGUCUCCGGAAGAACUGUCUUGGCAUGAAGCCCUGCGAACUCGAGUUCCUCAGUGACGCGAACGAAGUCUUUGAAGGCGCAUUCCCCAACGUCAACUACGAAGACCCCGACAUCAACAUCUCCAUACCCGUCUUCUCCAUCCACGGAAACCACGACGACCCCAGCGGCGAGGGCCACUACUGCUCUCUCGAUCUGCUCCAGGUCGCUGGACUCGUCAACUACUUUGGCCGCAUCGCCGAGGCCGACAACAUCGAGGCGAAGCCCGUGCUGCUGCAGAAGGGACAAACGAAGCUCGCUCUGUUCGGCCUCAGCAACGUGCGUGACGAGCGCAUGUUCCGGACCUUCAGAGAUCACAAGGUCAAGUGGUAUCGGCCGGGCGUCCAGCAGGGGGACUGGUUCAACCUCCUCACGGUGCACCAGAACCACCACGCCCAUACCGCUACAUCCUAUCUUCCCGAGAACGUCCUGCCAGACUGGAUGGACCUGAUCGUCUGGGGCCACGAGCACGAGUGCCUGAUUGACCCUCAACAGAACCCGGAGACUGGGUUCCACGUCAUGCAGCCCGGCUCUUCGGUGGCCACAUCCCUCGUGCCUGGCGAGGCGGUUCCGAAGCAAGUUGCCAUUCUGAACGUGACCGGAAAGGAGUUCAAGGUUGAGAAGAUCCCUCUGAAGACGGUUCGGCCCUUCAUCACGAAAGAGAUCGUGCUAUCGAGCGAUGCCCGCUUCAAGGGCCUGCACACCAAGAAGGAGAAUCGCCAAGAGCUGACGAAGAGACUGAUGGUGGUUGUCGAGGAGAUGAUUCAGGAGGCGACCGAGGACUGGGCGGCUAUUCAAGAGGACGAAGACGAGGAGCCUCCGUUGCCGCUUAUCCGGCUCAAGGUGGAAUACACAGCUCCCGAGGGCGGCCAGUACGACUGCGAGAAUCCACAGCGGUUUUCCAACAGAUUCGUCGGCAAGGUCGCCAACACCAACGACGUUGUCUACUUCCACCGGAAGAAGGCCGGUGCCUCCAGACGCAACGCCGACACAGAUAUCCCAGAGAUGCUGGAGGAGGCUCUGGGCCUCGACACUGUCAAGGUGGAGGCUCUUGUUCAGGAGUUCCUGGCAGCGCAGUCCCUCAAGAUCCUCCCUCAGGCCCCCUUUGGAGAUGCUGUCAACCAAUUUGUCAACAAGGACGACAAGCAUGCGAUGGAGGAGUUCGUCAGCGAGUCCUUGGCCGGCCAGGUCAAGCAAAUGCUCAGCCUCGACUCGGACGACGACGAUUACGACAACGCCAUGGAGAAGUACCGUGCCAAGCUUGAGGAGCAGUUCUCCAAGGGAGGUCUGAAGCAGACCUCGGCAAGACGCAAGGUCAAGCCGAAGCCUGAGGAAUGGGACUCCGACCUGGACGGGCACUGGGAAGACCAGCCUGGCGUCAUCGAGACCGAGGCCGUCGCGCAGCCCUCGGCCAGAUCGAGACGGGCGCAGACUCAAGACGACGACGACAUGAUGGACCUCGAGGACGAGCCGGCGACCCGUCAACCCGCGAAGCGCGCGACGACCGCACGAACCACCAAGGCCGCCGCCACGAAGAAGGCCCCCGCGAAGAAAGCGCCCGCCAAGAAGGCCCCCGCCCGAGGCCGCAAGAAGCCCGUGUUCGAGGACGAAGACGAGGAGGAGGAGGAGGACGUGGUCAUGGACGACGACUUCGACGAGCCGCCCGCGCCCGCGCCCACUCGGGGCAGGCGAUCGCAGCCGGCCCGCGCGGCUCCCGCCAAGACGCGCCAGACGAAGCUCAACUUCUCGCAGGCCACGGCUUCGCAGAAGGCGGUGGAGAUCAGCGACGACGAGAUUUCCGAGGACGACGCCUUUGAGCCCGCCCCGACCACCACCCGCUCUCGGCGGAGAUGA